AUGCAGGCUCUGACAAUGAUGAAAUGCCAUACUCCUUGGAGAUAUCUGUCCACCCACCCUCCCAGCAUCAAAACCCCACCGACAUCUACCUCUCCCCUCUCCCACUACCACAUUCACCCCACCGGCACCUACCUCUCUCCUCUCCUACUACCACCAUCACCCCACCGACACCUACCUCUCUCCUCUCCUACUACCACCAUCACCCAACCGACACCUACCUCUCCCCUCUCCGAGGAGCACCCACCCACCGACAUCUACGUCUACUCUCCUACUACCACCAUCACCCCACCGACACCUACCUCUCCCCUCCUACUAAUACGCUAUCACCCCACCGACACGUACCUCUCUCCUCUCCUACUACCACCACCACCCCACCGACACGUACCUCUCUCCUCUCCUACUACCACCAUCACCCCACCGACACGUACCUCUCCUACUACCACCAUCACCCCACAGACACCUACCUCUCCCCUCUCCUACUACCACCAUCACCCCACCGACACCUACCUCUCCUACUACCACCAUCACCCCACAGACACCUACCUCUCCCCUCUCCUACUACCACCAUCACCCCACCGACACCUACCUCUCCUACUACCACCAUCACCCCACAGACACCUACCUCUCCCCUCUCCUACUACCACCAUCACCCCACCGACACCUACCUCUCCUACUACCACCAUCACCCCACAGACACCUACCUCUCCCCUCUCCUACUACCACCAUCACCCCACCGACACCUACCUCUCCUACUACCACCAUCACCCCACAGACACGUACCUCUCCGCUCUCCUACUACCACCAUCACCCCACCGACACCUACCUCUCCUACUACCACCAUCACCCCACCGACACCUACCUCUCCUACUACCACCAUCACCCCACCGACACCUACCUCUCCGCUCUCCUACUACCACCAUCACCCCACCGACACCUACCUCUCCUACUACCACCAUCACCCCACCGACACCUACCUCUCCUACUACCACCAUCACCCCACCGACACCUACCUCUCCUACUACCACCAUCACCCCACCGACACCUACCUCUCCUCUCCUACUACCACCAUCACCCCACCGACACCUACCUCUCCUACUACCACCAUCACCCCACCGACACCUACCUCUCCUACUACCACCAUCACCCCACCGGUACCUACCUCUCCUCUCCUACUACCACCAUCACCCCACCGACACCUACCUCUCCUCUCCUACUACCACCAUCACCCCACCGACACCUACCUCUCUCCUCUCCUACUACCACCAUCACCCCACCGACACCUACCUCUCCUCUCCUACUACCACCAUCACCCCACCGACACCUACCUCUCCUACUACCACCAUCACCCCACCGACACCUACCUCUCCUACUACCACCAUCACCCCACCGACACCUACCUCUCCUCUCCUACUACCACCAUCACCCCACCGACACCUACCUCUCCUACUACCACCAUCACCCCACCGACACCUACCUCUCCUCUCCUACUACCACCACCCCCCCACCGACACCUACCUCUCCUCCUCCUACUACCACCAUCACCCCACCGACACCUACCUCUCCUACUACCACCAUCACCCCACCGACACCUACCUCUCCUCUCCUACUACCACCAUCACCCCACCGACACCUACCUCUCCUACUACCACCAUCACCCCACAGACACCUACCUCUCCGCUCUCCUACUACCACCAUCACCCCACAGACACCUACCUCUCCUCCUCCUACUACCACCAUCACCCCACCGACACCUACCUCUCCUACUACCACCAUCACCCCACCGACACCUACCUCUCCUCUCCUACUACCACCAUCACCCCACCGACACCUACCUCUCCGCUCUCCUACUACCACCAUCACCCCACCGACACCUACCUCUCCUCUCCUACUACCACCAUCACCCCACCGACACCUACCUCUCCGCUCUCCUACUACCACCAUCACCCCACCGACAUCUACCUCUCAGCUCUCCUACUUCCACCAUCACCACACCGACACGUACCUCUCCGCUCUCCUACUACCACCAUCACCCCACCGACACCUACCUCUCCCCUCCUACUACCACCAUCACCCCACCGACACCUACCUCCCCUCUCCUACUACCACCAUCACCCCACCGGUAUCUACCUCUCUCCUCUCCUACUACCACCAUCACCCCACCGACACCUACCUCUCCUCUCCUACUACCACCAUCACCCCACCGACACCUACCUCUCCUACUACCACCACCACCCCACCGACACCUAUCUCUCCGCUCUCCUACUACCACCACCACCCCACCGACACCUACCUCUCCUACUACCACCAUCACCCCACAGACACCUACCUCUCCUACUACCACCAUCACCCAACCGACACCUACCUCUCCGCUCUCCUACUACCACCAUCACCCCACCGACACCUACCUCUCCGCUCUCCUACUACCACCAUCACCCCACCGACACCUACCUCUCCUACUACCACCAUCACCCCACAGACACCUACCUCUCCUACUACCACCACCACCCCACCGACACCUACCUCUCUCCUCUCCUACUACCACCAUCACCCCACCGACACCUACCUCUCCUACUACCACCAUCACCCCACCGACACCUACCUCUCCUACUACCACCAUCACCCCACCGACACCUACCUCUCUCCCCUCCUACUACCACCACCCCCCCACCGACACCUACCUCUCCUACUACCACCAUCACCCCACCGACACCUACCUCUCCUACUACCACCAUCACCCCACCGACACCUACCUCUCCGCUCUCCUACUACCACCACCACCCCACCGACACCUACCUCUCUCCUCUUCUACUACCACCAUCACCCCACACACACCCAAACACGUGA
Molecule: messenger RNA, 2844 nt
Organism: Haliotis rufescens (red abalone)
Lineage: Eukaryota; Metazoa; Mollusca; Gastropoda; Lepetellida; Haliotidae
Product: proline-rich extensin-like protein EPR1
Exons: 1
Coding region: 1-2844 (947 amino acids)
Source: RefSeq, a predicted model, not a curated record